GAAAUGAUUUAUUUCUUGUAGCAGUUCAUGAACUGGGACAUGCUUUGGGAUUGGAGCAUUCCAAUGACCCCACUGCCAUCAUGGCUCCAUUUUACCAAUACAUGGAAACAGACAACUUCAAACUACCUAACGAUGAUUUGCAGGGCAUCCAGAAGAUAUAUGGUCCACCUGACAAGAUUCCUCCACCUACAAGACCUCUACCGACAGUGCCCCCACACCGCUCUAUUCCUCCGGCUGACCCGAGGAAAAAUGACAGGCCAAAACCUCCUCGGCCUCCCACCGGCAGACCUUCCUAUCCUGGAGCCAAACCUAACAUCUGUGAUGGGAACUUUAACACUCUAGCUAUUCUUCGCCGUGAGAUGUUUGUUUUCAAGGACCAGUGGUUUUGGCGAGUGAGAAACAACAGGGUGAUGGAUGGAUACCCCAUGCAAAUUACUUACUUCUGGCGGGGCUUGCCUCCUAGUAUCGACGCGGUUUAUGAAAACAGUGACGGGAAUUUUGUCUUCUUUAAAGGUAACAAAUACUGGGUGUUCAAGGACACAACCCUUCAACCUGGUUACCCUCAUGACUUGAUAACUCUUGGAAGCGGAAUUCCCCCUCAUGGUAUUGAUUCAGCCAUUUGGUGGGAGGACGUUGGGAAAACCUAUUUCUUCAAGGGGGACAGGUAUUGGAGAUAUAGUGAAGAAAUGAAAACCAUGGACCCUGGCUAUCCCAAGCCAAUCACAAUCUGGAAGGGGAUCCCUGAAUCUCCUCAGGGAGCCUUUGUGCACAAAGAAAAUGGCUUUACGUAUUUCUACAAAGGAAAGGAGUAUUGGAAAUUCAACAACCAGAUACUCAAGGUAGAACCUGGAUAUCCAAGAUCCAUCCUCAAGGAUUUUAUGGGCUGUGAUGGACCAACAGACAGAGAUAAAGAAGGACAUAGCCCACCAGAUGAUGUAGACAUUGUCAUCAAACUGGACAACACAGCCAGCACUGUGAAAGCCAUAGCUAUUGUCAUCCCCUGCAUCUUGGCCUUAUGCCUUCUUGUAUUGGUUUACACUGUGUUCCAGUUCAAGAGGAAAGGAACACCCCGCCACAUACUGUACUGUAAACGCUCUAUGCAAGAGUGGGUGUGAUGUAGGGUAUUUUCUUUCCUUUCUUUCUUUUCCAGGAGUUUGUGGUAACCUGAGAUUCAAGACAAGAGCUGUUAUGCUGUUUCCUAGCUAGGAGCAGGCUGUGGCAGCCUGAUUCGGGGCUGACCUUUCAAUCCCAGAGGGUUGCUGGUCCUGCACAUGAGUGGAAAUACACUCGUGGGGAAGCUUCCAUGAUACACAGUAUCUGCCGUUCUUCAGUCCUUUGUCUUUCUUUGUCAUUCAGUUUUAGGCCUUUCCUCUGCACGCUCAAUGCCCAGUAAAAUUUCAGGAUUAACUAAAGAAGAGGAAAAAAGAAGAAAUGAUUCUUCUUAAAGGUUCCUAAUAUUA
Messenger RNA from Galeopterus variegatus (Sunda flying lemur), 1460 nucleotides. RefSeq names its product matrix metallopeptidase 16 (membrane-inserted) (gene MMP16). NCBI's taxonomy places the organism in Eukaryota, Metazoa, Chordata, Mammalia, Dermoptera, Cynocephalidae. Gene Ontology annotation, biological process: collagen catabolic process; proteolysis; extracellular matrix organization. The record is from RefSeq and is a predicted model, not a curated record. Gene Ontology annotation, cellular component: extracellular matrix. The transcript has 6 exons. Gene Ontology annotation, molecular function: metalloendopeptidase activity; zinc ion binding. The annotation marks the transcript as partial.